Messenger RNA from Pseudomassariella vexata, 990 nucleotides. RefSeq lists its product as uncharacterized. Bases 209 to 811 code for a protein of 200 amino acids. The record is from RefSeq and is a predicted model, not a curated record. Lineage: Eukaryota; Fungi; Ascomycota; Sordariomycetes; Amphisphaeriales; Pseudomassariaceae. The transcript has a single exon.
CUCCAAAUGAAAAUAGGAAGAUACAUAACCUUGACCAAGACGGCAUUCUGAUGCUCUUUCAAUAUGUGCACGGUUUGGCAAUUUGAAACGCCAAGACAGCAACACUGGAAGCUUGGCGUGUCAUGAGACGACACUUGAACAAAUUUCUGCCGCAGCUCGAACUCAACCAACAUUAACAGCUGCAACAGUCACAAAUCUGCGUCCCUAGAUGCUGAUAACUACCAUAAUGCAUAUCCCAACGACAUCCAGCCUCUUCCUAGUUGUUCUCGGCGCCCUCUACCUCACGCCCGCCUGCGCGCAAAGGCGGAAAAUGCAACCGGUCAUGGUCGACGGGGCCGUCCAAGAAUCCGAAGCAGACCUAGGCGAAAACGCCAUGAUCGAGUCCAUCUUGCCUUCGAACAUAACCACUACCCAACCCACAGCUGCCCCAGCCGCUGCAGCACCGCCAGCCCCUCCUCCCGAACCCUACACGCCCAUCAACGCGCUCCUCUUCUCUGGCUCGCCAGGGCCCAAAAACUGCCGUGGGCACGUAAUCAUGAAUCUUGCUGUGCCAAAACCGGGGCCUGCGACGCCGCAAUGCUACAACACCCCCGGCGUAGUGAGCUGUGCGAAUUUCAUGGCGAAUAAGGAUGAUGGGUGCGAGGCCAGAUUAUUCGCCGAGCCGGAUUGCAAAAUGUUUGUCAAUUUGGCGGUGUUCAUACCGGAGAAGAGGACCAUGGGCGGUGUUUAUAGGAGUAUGGAGAUUACGUGUGGGGUGGAAAGCGUAGAGCCGGCGCCGUUGAAUCUGGGGGCGCUGCAGGUUCAGCAUUAGGUGGGAAAGAAGGUUACGAAGGAUUGGUCCUUUCUGGUUGGACUGAGUUGGCCUUAAUUUCGGAGAGGAAUGCGGUGAUCUGUCUGAAGGCAUAAUUAUAUUCGCUUGUCGGCUGGUGUAGUUGGUCACUUCGCUGGUAGAUAAGUCCCGAUUUGAGCCUCGCCCACUUGGGUCGGUGA